Messenger RNA from Condylura cristata (star-nosed mole), 956 nucleotides. RefSeq names its product chromosome unknown open reading frame, human C7orf57. Lineage: Eukaryota; Metazoa; Chordata; Mammalia; Eulipotyphla; Talpidae. The transcript is spliced from 8 exons. Bases 13 to 927 code for a protein of 304 amino acids. The record is from RefSeq and is a predicted model, not a curated record.
UGUCUCCCAGGCAUGAGGAACACCAGCAAGGAACUGCAAGGGGCCACGAACCGCUAUGCUCCCUGCGACUGGUAUUACCACCUUCCGGUGAAGCGGUCUGAGAAAGUGGAUGCCCCUCCAGCAUCCCAGAUCCCAGGCCUCAGCCAUCUGAGAGACACGCCCAAUGGGAACCCAUUUGGGACACGGAGGUACUGGAUCAAAGAAACAGACUCAGAGUAUGUGAAGCUGGCAAAGCAAGGCGGCAGGCCUGAUCUGCUGAAGCACUCUGCUGCCGGGACCAGGAAGGGCUCCCCCGUUGCCUACUCCCUACCAGAUUGGUACAUCCACCACAGCAAGCCACCUACAGCCAACCAGCGACAAAUCCCUGCUGUCUCCAUGCCAGAUUACAUGGUUUAUGAAGAGUUUAGUCCCAAUCAGGCCAAUGGUAACUAUGAGUCCAAAAGGGGACCCUUUGACUUUGACAUGAAGACAGUUUGGCAACGAGAGGCUGAUGAAUUGGAGGAGAAAAAAAAGGUGAGGCUGCCAGCCAUUAACUCAAAGAAUCCAAGCAAAGUGGGGACCCCACUCGGCCCCAAAGACCCUUCAGGAAGUAGACUCUCCUUUCCUCCCAUGCCUGGUCAGAAGAACAGUUCACCCACAAACUUUUCCAAACUUAUUAGCAAUGGCUACAAGGAUGAGUGGUUACAGCAGCGAACUGACUCAGAAAAGCGGACCCCACAGACACCUAGAGCAUCCACAAUGUCCAGAACAUCGGCUACCUCCAAAACGUCAACAUCCACUCAUUCCACCCGGGACCCAGAGGAGCAACUGGAAGAAGAGGCUGCCCCAGACUCAGAGGUUCCAGAAGGCUCUGAGAAAGUCCAGGAGUCUUCUCCUCCAAGUACUCCAGCAACUUCAUCUGCAUCAACACCAGCAGAACUCAAAUAAACCCCAAUGGAAUUGCCCUUAGGAUCAUU